GAGAAGAUCGAAAGUCAACCGACUUUCAGUUCAGCAAUCUAUGGAGCCGUGGACUCGUACCCUUCCUCGGCACGGGAAAGGGUUUAUUAAAUUUCUGGAUUUCCGAAAGCGCGGAAGUGGUGACUGAAAUAUGUUCGAAAAUUGAGGCAGUUUGGCCGAAGAGAGUUGCCGAAGUUGAGGUUCGAUUUCGUGGACUCUUGACAGAAAGAGAAGAAACGAUUCGAGCAGAAGAUUUGCUCGUUGCUUUCUCGGAGUGCAGCAAGUGAGCAAGGGAUGGAGGACUGCGGCAAUGAGAGGCGUGCGAGUCCGAUCUUCUGACCGGACUUUGAAUUACGGAGCUCGCGGAGAGGAGAGUGGGUACUGAGCGAUUGCGUCGCGGACUCAUGGCACAAUCUGGCCGCAUGGCGCUGGAUGACAGGAUUUUGUUUGGGCAUUUAGUGUGACGCGAGCGAGACGCGACGAGAGGGCUUUGAAGUGAUCGGAAGCUUCACUAGCGUUUCAAGAUGGACGCCAAGGCUGCUCUAAAAUUGCGCAUGAGGGAAGCAGUACAAAAACGAGGAAAGAGGAUAGAAUCUCCACUUGUUCGAUACAACGACUUGGGACAACCUGUGUGCAAAGUGUGCAAUGUCACUGUUAAGUCUGAGACACUGUGGACAGCACAUAUAGCUUCACGCCCACAUAAGGCAGCUGUAGACGACCUUAAGGCCAAAGCAGCUUCACAGUCUGCUCCAAAGGCACCUGAGCCCCCAAGAGCUCCUGCUGCUGUGGCUAGGCCCUCCUCUACUCUUCCGGAUGAUUUUUUUGAUACAGCUGAACCUAAACGCCCUAAGCAAGGUGCUGUGAUUGAGUCCCCUAAGCCUCCAGGUGCUAAACAAAGUGGCGAAUCGAAGUCUCAUAGAGGACAUUCGGCCAGGAAUGGAGUGCAAAGUGUACGCCCACCAACUCAAGUUGUGGCUCAAGAGUCUGAUAAUCAAUCCAGCAAAGAAAGCCCAGCUGCUGCAAAGGGCUUCUUGCCUGAAGGCUUUUUUGACAGUGUGGAUGCGGACCACAGAGCUAGAGGAUUGGAACCUCCUAAACUUGAUCCUAAGGAUGAAUACAAAGAAUUUCAAAAGCUAAUUAAGGAUGAUAUGCUGGAUGUGGAUGUUCGGUUGGAGGAAGAAGAGGCCGAAGCAGCAGAAGAAAGAGAAGAGCGGGAACAACUAGAACAAAGAACUCUAUUCGAGAGGAUAGAAAGGAUUAAGCAGCGACAGCAAGAAAAACUUGCAGCUGCGGAGCAAGCAAAGACAAAUGAAGAAGACAAAGCAGAUGAAAGCGGCAAUGAAUCAAGUGACGACGAAAGUGAGGAGGAAGAAGAAGAGGAUGCAUUUUACGUCGACUGGAGAGCCAAAACCCUGUGAAGAGCUCACUGGAUGCUACUGUAACUCCACAUUGUUGUAAUUAGCUCACUCACGAGGCUGUACGAGAGUAGUUCUCCGUGCAUACCAUUACAGCUUGCUGUUUCAAACAUGAGAAGCGUCGAAUUGACCACUAAUGGUCAUCGUAGAGAUCAUUGCCAGAAAUCUUUCACUAGAGUUGUGAGAAUAUAGAUUAGUUUUAUGGAGCUGAGCAUCUCGUAGAUAGGAAGACAGAUAUCUUUUAGCGACAAAAGGCUGGGUGCAAGAGACCUGAAGCGGACCUCUUCGUCCUCUUCUGGCACUAGAUGGCACCUCCCUUUUCUUCUGUGAGUUCAACACUCGAAAGUCAUCAUUCCAUCAUUUCUCUCCUGAAGUCUAUCGUCGAUGGAUGGUAUUGCAAGCAUUCGUUACUUCAUUAAUUCAUUCACCUCACAG
Molecule: messenger RNA, 1829 nt
Organism: Marchantia polymorpha subsp. ruderalis
Lineage: Eukaryota; Viridiplantae; Streptophyta; Marchantiopsida; Marchantiales; Marchantiaceae
Source: the annotation of a GenBank genome assembly